AGAUAUUUUGUUCCUUCCCAAACUGCUUCCUCUUUUCGCGUAGUCCCACCUGUUUCGUUGAUCACCCCUCUCUCUCUCUUCCCCUCGCAAAUCCCCUUCUCGCAGAAAACCCUAAUCUCCCCCAAUUUUCCAUCACCUUCCAAAUCCCAAUCAACCAUGUCUGCAGCUCUCGACAUGACCCUCGACGACAUCAUCAAGAAGAACAAGAAGUCCGCACCCUCCAACCCUAGAGGCCGCAACCGAGCUCCCGGAUCCGGACCCGGCCCCGCUCGCCGCAUUCCCAACCGCGCCUCCAAUCGCGCCGCGCCGUACGCCGCCCCUAAGGCACCGGAGACGGCGUGGGGGCACGACAUGUACGCAGAUGAACCCGUGCAGGUGGCAGCGUUUCCAGGGCAUGGUGGUGGUCGAGCCUCUUCCAUCGAAACGGGGACCAAGCUCUACAUUUCCAACUUGGAUUACGGUGUUUCCAGUGAUGAUAUCAAGGAAUUGUUUUCUGAAGUUGGUGACCUGAAACGGCAUACUGUUCAUUACGACAGGAGCGGGAGAUCGAAGGGUACUGCAGAAGUAGUCUUCUCACGACGAGGUGAUGCUGAAGCUGCUGUGAAGAGAUACAACAAUGUUCAACUAGAUGGGAAGCCGAUGAAGAUAGAGAUUGUGGGCACAAACAUUACUACACCUGCUGUUGCACCUGCUGCAAAUGGAGCUUUUGGAAAUUCAAAUGGUGUUCCUAGAAGUGGACAAGGUAGAGGUGGGGCAUUUGGAAGGCUGCGUGGUGGUGGUGAUGGAGGACGAGGGCGUGGCAAUCGCAGAGGAAGAGGACGAGGACGAGGGCAUGGAAGGGGUCGUGGUGAAAAGGUAUCUGCAGAAGAUCUUGAUGCUGAUUUGGAGAAGUAUCAUGCUGAGUCAAUGCAAUUAAACUGAAGAAUCACCCAUGUUCUGUUUUCUUGCUAUUACCUUUCCGGUCUUUAAGGGCAUGGUGAUGGACACUGCCUAGUUAUGUAUUUUUAUCACAGACACUUUUACAGAAAGGGGAAAGCUCUUGGAGUGAAAACUUUUACCAAUGAUACAUGUAGUUUGGGAUUGUUAGCAAAUAUUUAUUUUCAUUGGGUAUGAUAUGACUAUGAAACAUGGGUGAAGAGACA
This is a messenger RNA of Lotus japonicus, 1142 nucleotides long. Its product is annotated as THO complex subunit 4A-like. Gene Ontology annotation, biological process: mRNA export from nucleus. The record is from RefSeq and is a predicted model, not a curated record. The transcript is spliced from 5 exons. Lineage: Eukaryota; Viridiplantae; Streptophyta; Magnoliopsida; Fabales; Fabaceae. Bases 157 to 921 code for a protein of 254 amino acids. Gene Ontology annotation, cellular component: nucleus. Gene Ontology annotation, molecular function: mRNA binding.